UACGAGGAAGAUGAGAUUAAGACACGACUCAACGCUGUCUGCGAGAAGAUCAUGACUCGCGAGGUGGACGAAACCAUGAUCUGGGACUUAGGCUCAGAAGCAGGGAACGAGUUUCUAGACGCUGUGAACGAGCUGAGAGUGUUGAUAGACGGAGGAACAACAGAGGAGGUCUCUCUGAGAAAAGCUCACGACGUUCUCCAAACGGCAAUGGCGAGGCUUGAAGACGAGUUCAAGCAUCUUCUCUCGGAGAACAAGUUACCAUUCGAGCUCGAACACGCUUCCUUUAGGUCCGAUCUUGUCCUGGAAGAAGGCUCUUUCGGCGCUGCGUCCACUGAGGAUCUGAUCAUAGGAAGCAGUAGAAGAAACUCAGAGGAGAUUGUAAUCGAUUUGGUUCGACCUGAGGUUAUAUCAGAUCUCAAGAACAUUGCCACCACCAUGAUUGCUUCGGGGUACGACCGGGAGUGUCUCCAGGUGUGUACAACGGUUAGAAAAGAGGCUCUUGACGAGUUUCUCUACCACCACGAGGUCGAGAAGCUGAGCAUUGAAGAUGUUCUGAAGAUGGAUUGGGCUACGUUGAAUACAAACAUCAAGAAAUGG
Brassica oleracea var. oleracea is the source of this 597-nucleotide messenger RNA. RefSeq lists its product as uncharacterized. Gene Ontology annotation, biological process: exocytosis. Gene Ontology annotation, cellular component: exocyst. The annotation marks the transcript as partial. Lineage: Eukaryota; Viridiplantae; Streptophyta; Magnoliopsida; Brassicales; Brassicaceae. The transcript has a single exon. The record is from RefSeq and is a predicted model, not a curated record.